Molecule: messenger RNA, 295 nt
Organism: Antrostomus carolinensis (chuck-will's-widow)
Lineage: Eukaryota; Metazoa; Chordata; Aves; Caprimulgiformes; Caprimulgidae
Product: medium-chain specific acyl-CoA dehydrogenase, mitochondrial-like
Exons: 3
Biological process (GO): medium-chain fatty acid catabolic process
Cellular component (GO): cytoplasm; mitochondrion
Molecular function (GO): medium-chain fatty acyl-CoA dehydrogenase activity
Source: RefSeq, a predicted model, not a curated record
GUAUUUUUUGUUAGCUCGUACCAAUCCGGAUCCAAAAGCUCCUGCAGGCAAAGCCUUUACUGGAUUUAUUGUGGAAGCAAAUAGCCCUGGAAUCCAAAUUGGAAGGAAGGAAAUGAAUAUGGGUCAACGUUGCUCUGAUACAAGAGGUAUUGUCUUUGAAGAUGUCAGAGUUCCAAAAGAAAAUGUCUUAAUAGCUGAAGGAGCUGGUUUUAAAAUCGCAAUGGGAGCGUUUGAUAAGACUAGACCACCUGUGGCUGCUGGUGCUGUUGGAUUAGCAAAAAGAGCACUUGAUGAA